AUGCAAGAUUUUCCUGAUGCAUGGCACAAUAUAAACUAUGUUUCUUUGAAUAUGUCUGUGCAAGGCCACAACCUCCUGCAACAGUAUGCAAAGCAGAAUUCAAUUGUGGCACAAAAUUCACAGGAGUUUAUCUUCGAGAUUGUGAACCUUACCUCCAGCAUGGCAGUUCUUCGAGAUUGUGAGCCUCACUUCCAGCAUUGUGGUUACGAGUCUUCUAGCCUGAAGAAGACGCUGUAUUUGACUCUCAGCUUCGAGAUUGCAAGCCUCACUUCCAGCAUUGUGGUUAAGACGCUGUAUUUCAUACUCAGCUUCGAGAUUGUGAGCCUCACUUCCGGCAUUGUGGGUGCAAGUCUUCUAGCCUAA
This is a messenger RNA of Suillus subalutaceus, 363 nucleotides long. RefSeq lists its product as uncharacterized. The coding region runs from base 1 to 363 and encodes 120 amino acids. The record is from RefSeq and is a predicted model, not a curated record. NCBI's taxonomy places the organism in Eukaryota, Fungi, Basidiomycota, Agaricomycetes, Boletales, Suillaceae. The transcript has 7 exons.